This is a messenger RNA of Hevea brasiliensis (rubber tree), 1620 nucleotides long. Its product is annotated as phosphatidate cytidylyltransferase 1. Gene Ontology annotation, cellular component: endoplasmic reticulum membrane. The transcript has 11 exons. The record is from RefSeq and is a predicted model, not a curated record. Lineage: Eukaryota; Viridiplantae; Streptophyta; Magnoliopsida; Malpighiales; Euphorbiaceae. The coding region runs from base 111 to 1391 and encodes 426 amino acids. Gene Ontology annotation, molecular function: phosphatidate cytidylyltransferase activity.
GAUCAACUUCUAAUCAUCGAUUCCAUUUUAGUUUUUCAACCCUCAGAAAACGCAUACAAUCAUCUCCUCUGUCACAUUGGAGUGGAAAAGAGAAUAUUACAGUAAUAGCAAUGCACAAAGACCAUAAUAAUUCUUCCAGUGCACCAACAACACCAAGAAUUCGCCAUCGGAGGCGUUCUAAUGAGAUUCCUCAUGAGUUAACCAAAUUGAAUGGAACCCAUUUGCUCAUUAAUGACCAAGAUAAAUACAAAUCAAUGUGGAUUCGAGCACACUCGUCUUUGUGGAUGCUUGGGGGUUUUCUUUUUAUGCUUUACUUGGGGCAUCUUUACAUUUGGGCUGCAGUUGUUGUAAUCCAAAUAUUUAUGACUAGGGAGCUCUUUAAUCUACUCAGAAGAGCUCAUGAAGAUAGACGUCUUCCUGGGUUUAGACUUCUGAAUUGGCAUUUUUUCUUCACGGCAAUGCUUUUUGUUUAUGGCCGCAUUAUCAGUCAACGACUCGUGAACACAGUAACUUCUGAUAAAUUCUUCUAUAGGCUUGUGGGCGGUAUCGUCAAGUACCAGAUGGUCAUUUGCUAUUUUCUAUACAUUGCAGGUUUUAUGUGGUUCAUUCUUACAUUGAAGAAGAAGAUGUACAAGUAUCAAUUUGGGCAAUAUGCUUGGACACACAUGAUUCUCAUCAUAGUGUUUACCCAGUCAGCCUUCACUGUAGCCAAUAUUUUCGAAGGGAUCUUCUGGUUUCUUCUCCCAGCAUCACUUAUUGCUAUUAAUGAUGUUGCUGCUUAUUUUUUUGGUUUCUUUUUCGGGAAAACACCUUUGAUCAAGUUAUCUCCAAAGAAAACAUGGGAAGGUUUUAUUGGAGCAUCGGUUGCAACUUUGAUAUCAGCAUUUGUGUUAGCAAACAUCUUUGGGCAUUUCCAGUGGCUGACAUGUCCAAGAAAGGACUUAUCAACAGGGUGGCUUCAGUGUGAUCCUGGCCCGCUAUUUAAACCAGAGUACCAUUCCUUACCUGGAUGGAUAUCAUAUUGGUUCCCUUGGAAAGAGAUUUCAGUUUUGCCAGUGCAGUGGCAUGCUUUAUGUUUGGGUUUAUUUGCAUCAGUUAUAGCUCCUUUUGGAGGCUUUUUCGCUAGUGGUUUCAAGAGAGCUUUUAAGAUCAAGGAUUUUGGGGAUAGCAUACCUGGACAUGGUGGAUUUACUGAUAGAAUGGACUGCCAGAUGAUCAUGGCUGUUUUUGCCUACAUCUAUCAUCAGUCAUUUGUUUCUACACAAGACUAUACAGUUGAGAUGGUUUUGGACCAGAUAUUGGGGAGCCUUACUUUAGAGGAGCAGAAAGUUUUGUAUAACAAGCUAGGGCAGAUAUUCCAAGAGAGGCAGCUUCACAAGAGAGACAACUGAAGCUGCGGAAAAGUUUUGUAGACCUUUGAAUAUCCUAGGUCGCUGUGUAUUCCAGUGUUGCUUCGGAUAGGUGAUUAAAGGAAGAUUGCAUGAAGUUCUUUUCUUUUUUAAAUUGAUUCUUGUUCUUUCUUUUCUAACAGAGAAUUCUUUCAGUUGUAUGCACUCAAAUACUGACCUGUGUCUUGUUAGCUCAUCUUUAUUAUUAUUAUUUUUUCAAAUGUUCCCUAAA